CCGGUUAUUUCUCUCUGUUUGCAGGCCUGUACACGGUAUUUCAACCUAGCACUGCUAGUGUGAUAGCCAGCUCCUCUCUGCGAAAGUUGUAUUGCCUGCUGAGGGACGCCGCGGUCUGUUUACUCUCCCCGGACGCCGUCGCCCCUCCAACCCGCCUCAUGCCUUUCUGUCCAUGCGACCGUUGUGACAGCCCCUCGCUCUUGAACCGCACUCAAUCUCGUGUCCCACGUGCUUUAUUUGGUCAUGGAGAAGUUUCUGCGCUCCUGGCGUCAGGAUGCGCUGAACCGGGGCCAGCAUGAUGCGGCCAUCUACAUUGGCGAUAAAGUGCUUGCGCUAACCAACAGCGACUCUGAUGCCUUUUGGCUCGCACAAGUACAUUUUUCGAACAACAACUACGCCCGUGCCUUGGCCCUCCUGUCACGAAAAGACCUGAUCUCCAGAAGUACGGCUUGUCGCUAUCUGGCCGCACACUGCCACAUCAAACAGAAUCAGUUCGAUCAGGCACUCUCAGUCCUGGGCGAUCAUAAUCCUACGCAUCUUAUACGCAGCAGCAAUAGUCGCCGCAAAAUCCAACACCUUAACGGUCAAAGCCAUGUUACCUUGCGGAACGGAAAGACGACAGCGUCGCGCAUCGAUCGGGGCGAAGAGCGAGAGCGGGAGGAUGCAAAUAACGUUCGGUUUGAGGCGGCGAUGUGUUACUUACGGGGACUCUGCUUUGCGAAACAAAAUGCGUUUGACCGUGCUCGCGACUGCUACAAGGACGCCGUACGCAUUGACGUGCAGUGCUUCGAGGCUUUUGACCAGCUUAUGAAGAACUCCCUCAUGUCUCCGGCAGAGGAGCUGGAAUUCCUCGAGUCCCUUGAUUUCGACUCCGUGUCGAGUCCCGACCAGUCAGUCGCGCAGGAGGCCGCCCACUUUACGAAGAUGCUUUACACCACCCGAUUGUCGAAAUAUUCAUCGCCUACGAUCCUCUCAGACGCUACCGAAACCCUAUCAACUCACUACAACCUAGCGGAGAAUCCGGAUAUUCUGCUUUCUCGCGCUGAAGCUCUAUAUACGCAAUGCCGAUUUGCUGAAGCUUUGGAACUGACUUCGUCAGUUCUGUCCACAUCUCAGUCUGCGGUUUCGUCGCAGAUGACGCCUGCAGUCCAUAUUUCUGCCCAAAGCCACCUGGGACAUCCGCCAGCCGUGUACCCCUUGCAUUUGGCUUGCUUAUAUGAGACGGGCGCCACGAACGCCCUGUUCCUUCUGUCCCAUACGCUUGCCGAUCAUGCUCCCGAGGAGUCUUAUACAUAUCUCGCAAUUGGUGUUUAUUACUUGUCCGUCUCUAAGAUCGCUGAAGCUCGACGCUAUUUCUCCAAAGCGUCUCUUUUGGACCCGCAUUCUGCGCCAGCAUGGAUUGGCUUCGCUCAUACCUUUGCUGCCGAAGGUGAGCACGAUCAAGCCAUUGCGGCGUAUAGCACUGCAGCUCGGCUUUUCCAGGGCAGUCAUUUGCCGCAGCUCUUCCUGGGAAUGCAACAUCUUGCGCUAAACAACAUGUCCUUGGCCCAUGAGUACCUGUCGGCCGCCUAUUCCAUGUCGACCGGAUCCGCGUCUAGCUCUGCUCCCUCUAUAAGGGCCAAUCCGUCGGAACUCACCUCUUUGGGUGGUGACCCGCUCGUACUCAACGAGCUGGGUGUAGUUUUGUACCAUCAGAAUCACCUCGAGGGCGCCGUCGAGCUGUUCCGUCAGUCCCUCACGCUGGCCACAUCGCUUCAAUGUGAACCUGGGGCCUGGGUUGCCACGCGAGCUAAUCUCGGGCAUGCCCUGCGACGUAUCGGUCAAUUCCAAGAGUCACUGGCCGAGUUCGACGAGUGUCUUCGCAUUGGUGCGGCGGGUGCAAGCUUCGGGUACAGCCCGUUCCUAGGAGGCAGCGGAGGAAAUGCCUCUGGAGUCGCCUCAUCCGGAGUUGGAGGGUACGAGGAUCGAGGGUUGAUUGGAUCCCUGCACACUGCUCGCGGCCUGGUGCUGUUGGAGCUGAACCGCACCAUGGAAGCCGUUACAGCCCUGCAUGAGGCAGUACGUGUCUUGGGAGCGAGUGGUGGUGGUGAUGCAGCUGGUGGUGCCGGCAUUGCUGGCACGCUCUUAUCGCGAGCACUGGAAAUCUGGGCAUUAGAGGGCCAGGAAGAGCCGGUGGUGUUAGAGGAUGCUCGGACCACCACAAGCCGCAGCUCGACACGGUCUUCCAAGGGAAAGGGGAAAGUAUCUCGACGACGUGGGACUGUGGACGAAGCAUACGCCGAGGAGUGGACCGAUGAGGUUGCUCACGUCGACAGCCAAACCACAGUCACAGAGGAGACAGCUGGAGACAAGGUGGAGAUGGAACUUGAUGACGAGGCUGAUGGACUCCUCCGACAUGCUAUGAGCCGUGUACGCGGCGGACGAAGCAAGCGACAGCCAGGCCUGAGUCGGGAUAUGGAAAUGAACGACACGCCAGGGCCGGCGGGAGGGCGCAGCCGUGGGUCGCGGAUGCGAAGCAACGCUAGACAUAGUUGAAGGACACAGGAAACAUUGGAGCAUAGCGACUGGGCGUUUGGAGAGGUAUACCCUGGUUUUGUCAUUGGAGCUGGCACCAUGGUUCGGUUAUAGCAUUGGAG
This is a messenger RNA of Aspergillus welwitschiae, 2636 nucleotides long. RefSeq names its product anaphase promoting complex subunit CDC16. The coding region runs from base 244 to 2535 and encodes 763 amino acids. Gene Ontology annotation, molecular function: protein binding. The transcript is spliced from 2 exons. Lineage: Eukaryota; Fungi; Ascomycota; Eurotiomycetes; Eurotiales; Aspergillaceae. Gene Ontology annotation, biological process: cell division. The record is from RefSeq and is a predicted model, not a curated record.